Molecule: messenger RNA, 5758 nt
Organism: Mus musculus (house mouse)
Lineage: Eukaryota; Metazoa; Chordata; Mammalia; Rodentia; Muridae
Gene: Msl3
Product: MSL complex subunit 3
Exons: 14
Coding region: 591-2039 (482 amino acids)
Biological process (GO): chromatin organization; positive regulation of DNA-templated transcription; regulation of DNA-templated transcription
Cellular component (GO): nucleus; MSL complex
Source: RefSeq, marked validated
AGGACCCGUGAUGCUUCCGCUUCCGGCCGUGUCGCGUCGCUUACGCGCGGUUGCUAGGCCAGGGUGGCGGUUUGAGCGCUGGGCGCCAAUCCCGGCGACCGGUGUAGGAGGACUGUCGCCUGAGGCCUCUGCUUUUGUAACGAAUCUGUCCUUGUCCCACGCGGCUUCUCGCCACAUGGGCUCAGUAGAGGACACCUUGACCAGUUUCCCCACCCACAUCUUCAACCUGGUCCUCAAUUAUUCCCAGCUGUCAGUCCCGAACCCUGGUCAAAUUUAGGAUUGUAGUCCUGCUGGGGGGGAAGGGAGGGGCUCAAGGUUGCUCUGUUGCUUUCUAAAGGAUUGGUGGGAGGCGAACAGAGCUAGGAAAGAAUCGCAUCUCGCCUGUAUCCAGCUUGGUCAGCCCAGGCUGAGCUAUAUCUUGCGGUUGUCAGUUUUUAAGUGGAGGACUGGGCACCUAAGUGCUCCAGAGCCCAAAGAAGGUAAAAAUUCAGCGCGCUGGGGGUCGGGGCGAGCAUCGGUGUUUCCAGCCACCAAGGUGAAGUCCUUGGUGGCAGAGACAACUCGGAGCAGCACCAGGUGUGUUUUUAGCCAUGUUUCAGCAGUGCUGUCCAGUGGAACACCCCAAGAUCAUCGAUGUUAUUAUCGGGAAAGACGAAAAGGGCAGAAAGAUUCCAGAAUAUCUGAUACAUUUUAAUGGUUGGAACAGAAGUUGGGAUAGAUGGGCAGCUGAAGAACAUGUGCUACACGAUACAGAUGAAAACCGGAGAUUACAGCGCAAAUUGGCCAAAAAAGCAAUAGCUCGCCUGAGAGGUACAGGAAAAAAGAAGAGGCGCUGUAGGUUGCCUGGUGUCGACUCUGUCUUAAAAAGCGUGCCAGUUAAAGAAAAAUCUAAAAAUGACGAAAACUCAGUAAGCAGCACCUGUCAUGAGAGCUGUGGAGAAAAGAAUGGAGGGAUAAAAGAACACCGUCAGCGUCGUAUUAAAGUAAAGGCUAAAGCGAAAAAAAAGGUAUUGUCGCUGCGUUCAAGAAAGGAAAUGGAUGAAAGAACAAUCACUAUAGAUAUCCCCGAUGUUCUCAAGAAGCAGCUAGAGGAUGACUGUUACUAUAUCAACAGGAGGAAACGGUUAGUGAAACUUCCAUGCCAGACCAACAUCAUAACAAUUUUGGAAUCCUAUGUGAAACAUUUUGCUAUUAAUGCAGCCUUUUCGGCCAAUGAGAGGCCUCGUCACCAUCAUGCCAUGAUGCACACGCACAUGAAUGUGCACUACGUCCCAGCUGAAAAGAAUGUUGACCUUUGUAAGGAAAUGGUGGAUGGAUUACGAAUAACCUUUGAUUAUACGCUCCCAUUAGUGUUGCUCUACCCAUAUGAACAAACCCAAUAUAAAAGGGUGACAUCGUCAAAAUUUUUUCUUCCUAUUAAGGAAAGUACCACGACAACUAAUAGGAGCCAGGAAGAGCUGUCUCCUAGCCCGCCUUUGUUGAAUCCAUCCACACCACAGUCUACAGAGAGUCAGCCACCUACUGGUGAACCAGCCACCCCCAAGAGGCGCAAAGCCGAGCCAGAAGCACUGCAGUCUCUCAGGCGGUCCACAAGGCACAGCACCAAUUGUGACAGGCUGUCUGAGAGCAGCUCCUCCCCUCAGCCGAAGCGCCGGCAACAGGACACAUCUGCCAGCAUGCCGAAGCUGUUUCUGCACUUGGAAAAGAAGACACCUGUGCACAGCAGAUCAUCUUCCCCCAUUCCUCUGACUCCAAGUAAGGAUGGGAGUGCUGUAUUUGCUGGCUUCGAAGGGAGAAGACCCAAUGAAAUCAAUGAGGUCCUGUCUUGGAAACUUGUGCCUGACAAUUAUCCGCCAGGAGACCAGCCACCUCCCCCUUCGUACAUUUAUGGUGCACAGCAUUUGCUCCGGUUAUUUGUGAAACUUCCAGAAAUCCUUGGGAAGAUGUCCUUCUCUGAGAAGAAUCUGAAGGCUUUACUGAAGCACUUUGAUCUCUUUCUGAGUUUCUGGGUCAAGAAUACUGAGGUGUCACUCCAAUAAUCCAGCUGGAUAAUCCUGUUUUUAGCAGAAUACCAUGAUGACUUCUUCCCGGAGUCGGCUUAUGUCGCUGCCUGUGAGGCACACUACAGCACCAAGAACCCCAGGGCAAUUUAUUAAACUUUUGAUGGUUCUGUAAAAACAACUGCACUAUGUGGCUUUAUACUUUAGGUCCCAGGUGAAGUGUUAAUGAGAUGCUAGACCUAUCCUGGGGGUACUCUGACAGAAACAGGCUCUGGUUUUUUUUUUGAGUUCGUCACAUUCUAUUAUUUCUGUUAAGAAUUAUUUUCUGAGCUCACCAUGGUGGUCCUUGCCUAUGGGGAGGGAGUCGAUUUAAUUAAUUAAUUCAUCAUUUUUUUAAAAAAAAUGUACUGAUUACUUCCUGGGUGCCUGAACAUAUUCCAAAGUAACACUGCUACACAAGCUGUGUGUGCUAGCAGGCUAAAAACAGCCAUAGCUGUCUUCAUAGGGAUAUGUCCAUGAACGUAUACUUAGGUUAAACAUUAUUCUGGUAGACAGCGCAGGUGGUUGUUAGCAAGGACCAUACUGUUUGAUUACUUGUUAAUGUUAAACAAAAAUGGUUUUGAAAACUGUUUUCUGUUCAACAGAUCUUAGUCAGUGCUUGGAAGCCGCAAAGCACUCUCAAAGUAUUUCUGAGGGAAUUGAUAUGGGUGGCAAAAGAGAACUUACAGCUAUGCAUUGCUUGUAGCAGUUCCCUUUCUCAGAAACAUUAUUUUUGUUGCUCUAAAUAAAGCAUUGCCUGUCUUGUUUGAGAUUUUACAGCCAUACUCUGCUAUGUAAUGUUAUAGUUCCUUUUCUAUGAAAUGUUAUUUUGGGUGAUCUAAAUAAAGCUUUGCCAGUUUUGUUUGAAAGAAGCAAGAGGAGUUUUGCUCUGGCCUUUCCUGGUUCUUUUUACUGCAGGGCAACUAGUCGGGUAACCUCUUCACUCCCAACUUUUGUUUCCAUUUGUUUGCCCCUUGUACGUUUUUGUCCUUCCCUUUUUGGUUUGGCCUCUCUGUGCAUCGUGACUAUUAGUAGUUAUGAGAAGUCACCGUGACUCUGUGCCAACUUGUGGCUGGUCUGUGGGUCCUGAUAGGUCAAAUGCAGAUCUACCCUUCCCCAAGUUGGCCAGCUGAUGUGAUCUGUAGUCAUCCUUUUAAUCCUCCUCUCUAUUUCUCCCUCUCUCUCUCUCUCUCUCUCUCUCUCUCUUUCUCUAUUUCUUUCUCUCGCUGUCUCUCUCUCUCUCUCCUCUAUGGUUUAGAGAGCUCUAAAGGCCUGGAAAGGAUACCGAAGCCAUGAAAGCAUUAGAUAAAGCACUUCUCUUACUGUUUAGCUCAGUUGACUUUAAUUUCCGAAGGCCACUGGUCAUGAACAACAGGAGCCUCAAGGACUUUUGACUCAAAUGGUCCCAUUAAAGUGCCUUGUGCAUCACUGACUACUAAGAUUCACUACCUCCAGAUCAGCUAAAGAAGGCAUCUUCCCUUCUGCAUUUGUUUAGUUGCUUACACAGAUUCAGGUUGGUGGGAACUGAUUGGAACGGCCUUCACGUUCUUGGUAGGUGUGAUUUUUAAUUUUAAUUGUCAAUGUAAUGGAUUGAGAAUCACUGUGGAAACACACUUCUGGGUGUGUCUAUGAUACUGUUUCAGAAAAGUUUGAACUGAAGAGGAAAGACCCGUCUUGACUAUGGCCAUCACCAUUCCGUGGACUGGGAUCUCAGACCCAGUGAAAAGAAGAAAUUAAGUAGUAUCUCAGAAUUCACCUUUCUCUGCUUCCUGACAACAUUACCAAUGGGUUCAUGUUCCUGCUGCCAUGCUUCUCUGCCAUGAGGGACUGGACCAUCAAACUGGGAGGCAAAAUAAACCCUUUUCUCAGGUAUUUUCUCACAGCAACCACAAAAGUGGCUCAUAAUGGAACAUUGGUGUUGAGAAGUGGGGCUGUUGUGGCUAAGCCUGACCAUGUGGGACAUAGGCAUUUGGAACUGGUUUAUAGCUGAGAGUUUGGAACUUUGAGCUAGAGAAGCCUUAGAGUGCUAUAAAUAGAGUUUAGUAGGCUAUUCUGGUGGUGUUUUGGAAAACUAGAAUGCCAAGACAAACGUGGAUAGUGGAGAUCUGGCUCACAGGGGUUUGGAGAGAAAAAGAGUAUUGAAAAUUGAGCUACAGGCCAUUUGUGUGAUAACCUGGCAAAAAAAUCUGGUAUCAGGCCAUGCCAUUAGUGCCAUGUCCUAGGAACUGGAGUGAGGCUAGAUUCUAAAGCAGUGGACUCAUUCCCUUGGUGGAAGAAAUCUGAAGAAAGCUUAGCGUUCAGGCUGUGUAAUGUUUACUGACUACUGCUGUCAUCCAGGUCUCCAGUGAGAAAUAGCACAAAUGAGACAAAAGAAGACAGAUGUGUCAGUUUGGCGGGGGAAGGGAUGGAUUUAAAGGUGUAGGCAAGGCAGAUCCAGAGAAAGCAGCAGUACUUGUUAAAAGACAUUAGCAACAUUAAAGAGAAACCUUGUGCUCUGUAUUAGAUAUUAGUGAAGGUUCCUUAAAGAUAAGACCUCACCCCCAAAAACCCCCUAUUUUGUCAAAAUAUGAAUUCAUUUGAAAGGAGAAAUCGUAAAGUGCUGAUGGUGUUUUCUGCUUCUUGAAAGCAGUUACCUAGGAAAACCUUUCCCCAUGGUUGGCACACAGGCCAAUAUACUUGUAGGCUAAGGGACCCAGGUCACAGCAGAACUUUGUAGUAUCACUCCCAUGGUACAGGUGUGAAAGAUGUAGGUGUGGAGGAGUCAUGGAGACUUGCACUAGAGUUCCAGAAAGCACUGAGACCAGGCAAUGUGUCGCUUGGUUGGAGUCUCUGUAAACUAGCCCUGAGAGGCUACUAUGUGAACAUGUUAAAGUGAAGUCUAAGUUGCAGUAUGGAUCCCAGGAUGUUGAAGGUACCAGAACUGUGGGUCAUCGCCUGAGGAAAGCCCCAUGCAUGGAGCCGUGUCAGCCCCAGAGAGAAGUUGCUGCAAAUGGCAGCGCUGGAGAUCUGGGACUACCCAAGCCCUUGGAAAUCCAUAGGAGUCCAUCAUGAGCUCCAGAUGCGGGCCAUAGAGCUGCAGGAUCUGAUGUUUGCCCUGCUGGGUGUCGGUCUUUCUUUGGACACACCCUUGCUUGCUGUAAUUCCCACUCUUCCUGUUGGGAAUGGGAGUUUUUCUUCUUUGCCAUUGUUUAUUGAGACAUUGUUAGUUGUUUUUGAUUUUAUAGAUGUUCACAAAUAAGAGAUUGCCUUGAGUCUCAGAGAAGACAUUGAACUGCUUAACACUGCUGGGACUGCUAAAGACUAUGGAGAGUUUUAGAGAGGGACUAAAUGUAUUUUGAAUUGUGAGAUGAAAAUGAGAAUUUGGGGGCCAGAGGUGGAAUGCUAUGGUGUAGUGGUGUGUUUGGGUGUCAGGUUGGCUGGGGUAGACUAGAGAUGCUUGAUUUUGAUUAUUAACUUGGGUGGAAUCAGAAUCACCCUGGAAACAUGCCUUUGGAUAUGUCUCUAUGAAGUUUAACUGAAGAGGGAAGACCCACCCUAAAUGUGGAUGACACUAUUUUAGGACUUGGGGUCUUAAACUGAAUGAAAAGGACAAAGUGAGCGGAAAAUCAAAAUUCGUCUCUCUUUGCUUCCUAACUGUCAGUCUUGCUGCCGUGACUUCCCCUACCAUAUGGAAUGCUUCUCUUCAAACUGUAAGCCAAAAUAAAUGUUUCCUCCCUUAA